GCGAGAGUUCGUCCUGCCGGAAAACAGCACGGCGCGGCGGCGUUUUACGACGUCGGCGGUGAAAGGCUCUGGAAACCCUCCGACUUCCUUCCAGAAGCGGGGCGAAAGGUGGCGCGAUGUUCGGUGCGGGCGACGAAGACGACACCGACUUCCUCUCGCCUAGCGGCGGUACCAGAUUGGCCUCUCUUUUCGGACUGGAUCAGGCAGCUGCUGGCCAUGGAAAUGAAUUCUUCCACUACACAGCCCCAAAGCAGCCUAAGAAAGGCCAGGGGACAGCACCAACAGGAAAUCAGGCGACACCAAAAACAGCACCCGCCACAGCAGGCACUUCCACAGUAUUGGUUGCAACAGCAGUCCAUGCAUAUCGCUACACAAAUGGUCAAUAUGUAAAGCAGGGCAAAUUUGGUGCUGCAGUCCUGGGAAAUCACACAGCCAGAGAGUAUAGGAUUCUUCUUUACAUCAGUCAGCAACAGCCAGUUACUGUUGCCAGGAUUCAUCUGAACUUUGAGCUAAUGGUUCGGCCCAGUAACUAUAGCACCUUUUAUGAUGAUCAGAGACAAAACUGGUCCAUCAUGUUUGAGUCUGAAAAGGCUGCUGUGGAGUUCAAUAAACAGGUAUGCAUCGCCAAGUGCAACAGCACCUCUUCCCUGGAUUCAGUGCUGUCACAGGAUCUUAUUGUAGUAGAAGGCCCUGCUGUAGAAGUUGGUGAUUCUUUGGAAUUGGCCUAUACCAGCUGGCUCUUUCAGAAUCACGGACUGGGCCAGGUUUUUGACUCCACUGCUAACAAAGAUAAGCUGCUUCGCCUGAAAUUAGGAUCAGGAAAAGUCAUCAAGAGCUGGGAGGAUGGAAUGGUGGGCAUGAAAAAAGGAGGGAAGCGGUUGCUUAUCAUCCCUCCAGCCUGCGCUGCUGGCUCUGAAGGGGUAAUAGGAUGGACUCCAUCAACAGACUCGAUCCUGGUGUUCGAGGUGGAGAUUAGGCGGGUCAAAUUUGCUAGAGAUUCCGGCUCUGAUGGGCACAGUGUUAGUUCCCGGGAUUCUGCAGCCGCUUCACCCAUACCUGGUGCUGACAACCUCUCUGCUGAUCCUGUUGUGUCACCGUCCACAUCUGUUCCUUUCAAAUCAGGGGAGUCAGUUCUUCGUUCCAAAUCUAACUCCCUCAGUGAACAGCUUACAGUAAAUACAAAUCCUGAUACAGUCAAGGCCAAGUUGAUCUCUCGGAUGGCUAAAAUGGGCCAGCCCAUGCUGCCCAUUCUUCCACCACAGCUGGAUUCCAAUGAUUCAGAAAUUGAAGACGUGAAUGCUCUUCGAGGAGCUGGGCAGCCUGUGGUGACUCCGUCCAUCCAGCCCUCUCUUCAGCCAGCCCAUCCAGUGCUACCACAGAUGACCUCACAAGCAUCUCAGCCAUCUGUUUCUGGGCUCCAAACACCGUCUGCUGCCUUGAUGCAAGUUGCAUCUCAUGAUUCCCACUCAGCUGUAUCUGGAAACGCCCAGUCCUUUCAGCCCUAUACAGGUAUGCAAGCCUACGCUUAUCCUCAGGCACCAGCUGUUGCUUCCCAGCUGCAGCCCGUUCGGCCCUUGUACCCCGCACCGCUCUCUCAGUCUCCUCAUUUUCAAGGAUCAGGUGACAUGGCUUCAUUUCUCAUGACUGAAGCCCGGCAGCAUAACACUGAAAUUCGAAUGGCAGUCAGCAAAGUGGCUGAUAAAAUGGAUCAUCUCAUGACUAAGGUUGAAGAGUUACAGAAACGUAGCACUGGCAAUUCCCUGCUCAUUCCUAGCAUGUCGGUGACAAUGGAAACAAGCAUGAUUAUGAGCAAUAUCCAACGAAUUAUUCAGGAAAAUGAAAGAUUGAAGCAAGAGAUCCUUGAAAAGAGCAGUCGGAUAGAAGAACAGAAUGACAAGAUUAGUGAACUAAUUGAACGAAAUCAGAGGUAUGUUGAGCAGAGUAACCUGAUGAUGGAGAAGAGGAACAACUCACUUCAAACUGCCACAGAAAACACACAGGCAAGAGUUUUGCAUGCUGAGCAAGAGAAGGCCAAGGUGACGGAAGAGUUAGCAGCAGCCACUGCACAGGUCUCUCAUCUACACCUGAAAAUGACUGCCCACCAAAAGAAAGAAACGGAGCUGCAGGUACAGCUGACAGAAAGCAUGAAGGAGACAGACCUCCUUAGGGGCCAACUCGCCAAACUGCAGGCAGAGCUCUCAGAGCUCCAAGAAACCUCUGAGCAAGCACAGUCCAAAUUCAAGAGUGAAAAGCAAAGCCGGAGACAACUGGAACUCAGGGUGACGUCUUUGGAGGAGGAGCUGACUGACCUUCGAGCUGAGAAGGAGUCUCUGGAAAAGACAACUGGAGCUGAUGAUGGUUCUCUUGUUCCUAAGAACCUCUCAGAAAGGAAAAAGAAGUCAGCUCAAGAGCGCUGUCAGGCUGAGGAGGAGAUAGAUGAAAUUCGUAAAUCACACCAGGAGGAACUGGACAAACUUCGACAGCUCUUGAAAAAGGCUCGGGUGUCCACGGACCAAGCAGCUGCAGAGCAGCUGUCUCUAGUACAGGCUGAGCUGCAGACCCAGUGGGAAGCCAAGUGUGAACAUCUGUUGGCCUCUGCCAAGAAUGAACACCUGCAGCAGUACCAGGAGGCGUGUGCACAGAGAGAUGCCAGGCAGCAGAAGCUGCUCCAUCUUGAGGAGAAGUGUUUAGCCCUCCAGGCCCAAGUCACAGCCCUGACAGAGCAAAAUGCACAGCGCAUCAAGGACCUGGAGAGCAAGUCCCAGAUGUCUGGGGUUGAAGCUGCUGCUGCUGCCGCUGACCCCUCAGAGAAGGUCAAGAAGAUCAUGAACCAGGUGUUUCAGUCCUUGCGGGGAGAGUUUGAGCUGGAGGAGUCUUACAAUGGCAGGACCAUUCUGGGGACCAUCAUGAACACUAUCAAGAUGGUGACUCUUCGGCUGUUAAACCAACAUGAGCGAGAGAAGGGAGAGAGCAGCAAUGAAGAAGAGGAAGAGGAAGAAGAAGAGGAGCGACCUCGGAGUGCUUCCGGACAGUCUCAGGCACCCUUGAACAGGGAGAGGCGGGAGCCCCCCAUGGUGCCGUCAGAGCAGGUGGUCCAGGAAGCUGCCCCACUGCCUCCUCAGGCCCUCCCCGCUCCCCAGGAUGAUGCACAGAGAAGGGAAGGGGAGCCCUCGGAAGCAGAGGCGCGCUCAGAGAUAAAAGAACCGGCUUGCCUCCCCUCCCGAAGAGCUCUGGGGCCCCCAGCUUCAAUUCCCCCUGCGCCUCCAGGCCCUGUGACUGUGGACUCUGAGGGUGAGGAGGCGCUGGCAGCCAGCCCACUGGGAGAUGCCUGUGUCGGGGAGCAAGAGAGCUCCACGAGACUGCCCCUGACUUCAGACCCCAAGAAGGUGGACCCCCUGGCUGUGGGGCCUGAAAGUCCAGGAGGAGAGCCUCAGGCUCCAGAGCUCCAGAAAGACGAGGAUGGCACUAGCUCCGCUGCUCCCUCCCGGGAGCCGCACGGCACAGAGGCAGCGUCUGCGGCCGUAGGAGCAGUGCCUGGAUCCGAACACCGUUCUCAGCAUCCCAGUCUCUCUGAGGAUGAAAAGGAUGAACUGUUUAAAGGGACAGCUCUGAAAGUUCCGAGGCCCAAAGCACAGGCUGAGGAGGAGGAUGAAGACGAGGUGAGCAUGAAGGGACGCCCGCCCCCAACACCCCUUUUUGGAGAUGAUGACGAUGACGAUGACAUUGACUGGCUGGGAUGAAGACCCAGGAAACUGGUGCAAAGGUUUCUCUACCAACCUUUCCCUAAGCAUGAUUUUGCACAGCCAGCCCUGGGUUUAGACGAGCCACAGGGUGAGGUGAAGGUGAGCAUCCUGAGGACAGUAGUUCAGAUAUCUGAGUUAGCCCAUUUCCGAGCCCCCGCCUGGCCAGGUGGAGCGGAGUGUGAACCUGUCUGCAGAACGCUGGGGUUGUCAGCAGCCCGCCAUGGUCCUGCCUCAGAGUCCCCCAUGGAAGAAGGGCCGGGGGGCUCCCCUUCGGCCAGUCCCUACGAGAGUCCUGCCCACUCCCACGCUUUUUAUUCUCUGAACUCUCAGACUGAUCUGCCUCUCAGUACUCAACUGUGUCCCAGCAACAGGACUGUCACCUGGGGUGAGGUCUCCCUGGUAGAACCGAGGGUGGAGUAUACCAUCUAAACCCGGUUCAGUUAACAGCCUUGCCUGCAGUCCUGGGACAGAUAUCUUUUCUCUGCCUUAAAGCUGAUAUAAGAGGUCAAUGAAUAUUUGAAAUUAACAGAACUAAAAUAAAUGUUUGCAGUGAAACUUGACUCAGGAUGAAAUCGGAUUUGGUUCUGAGGGCAGUCUGUGCUCUCUGGGAAUCUAAGGGUAGGAGUUGUAACAGAUCUGGGUUUGUUAACAUGCGUGAAAGCCUUGUGACAUGUUCCCUUUGGUACUUAACCCUGGAACUUUUAGGCUUUCAAAGAAGGUCACCACUCUGCUAUCCCAGCUCAUCCCAGCUACUCUAAGGCUCAGGGCAGCAGGGUUGUCUGAGGACCAGUCCUGUCAUCCACUGGCUCCUGCAGGUGUAGUCCUACACCCUAGGAAGCCAUGCAGAGAAGGUGGGAGGGUCCCUGUGUUCUCUUGUCAUCCAUGAUGGCACCUGAGAGAUUGAGUCUUCGCUUUGAGAGCAGCUUCCAUUUCCUCUGAGUUUAGGCCCAGGACUAAUGUAGGGAAUAGUGAGAAAAUAUCUGUGGUCAUUUUACUUAUUCCAGGAUUUUCUAAAGACCAUGCAGCCAGUCUUCAAAAAGGAGAAUAAUUUUAAUAAAAAUGUUCCCUGAUUUAAAAUGUUUAUAAGAUAGGAACCUGAAUUCCACUCCAUCUGAUCUGAUAUCAUCCUUUUUGAUGACAGCUUUGAGCCUGUCUCCCAUUUGUGGGCCUGGGAGGCAGUAAAAACUACCAUUUACUAAACUUUGUUGUUCAACAAAUAGGCACUGUUGUGGAGUACUUUACCCAGACUGUCUCACCCCCAGCCACCCUUGCAGGAGACACUGUUGUCCUUGUUUUAUAGAGGAGAGACUGAGGCUGAGAGAGAUAAAGUAACCUGUCCAAAGUUACAUAGCUAGUAAGCAGCAGAACAAGAAUUCAAAUCCUGGUCAUUGGAUUCCGGAGCCAGGGCUCUUGGCCACCCCAGCAGCAUUCAUCUUGGAUUGAGGGAGGAGGGCAGUGAUGUUUGUCAGAAAUAUAGGCUCCUGGGCCCCACCCCAGCUCUCCUGAAACAGAAUUGCUGCCCCGUUAGGGUAAACAGAGCGUAGACUUUUCGGUCUCCACUGCCGUAGCCAGUUACUCUCUCAGCCUCAACCCUCAUCUGAGUUGAUGAACAGACUGCAGGCCAGGCUGCCUGGCUCCGCAUCCUAGCUCUGCCGCUUAUUAGCUGGGCGACUUUAUUUAACUUCUGUGUGCCUAAGCUUCCUCAUCUGUAAGACAAGGACAGAAAUAGUCUCUACCUUAUUGUGGGGAUUAAAUGAGUUAAUAUUGUAAAGUGCUUAGAACACUGCCUGGCACGUAAUAUGCACUAUAUAGGUGUUUGUUAAAUU
Balaenoptera musculus (blue whale) is the source of this 5569-nucleotide messenger RNA. It is a transcript of the gene FKBP15, whose product is annotated as FKBP prolyl isomerase family member 15. The record is from RefSeq and is a predicted model, not a curated record. Lineage: Eukaryota; Metazoa; Chordata; Mammalia; Artiodactyla; Balaenopteridae. Bases 117 to 3740 code for a protein of 1207 amino acids. The transcript is spliced from 28 exons. Gene Ontology annotation, molecular function: peptidyl-prolyl cis-trans isomerase activity. Gene Ontology annotation, cellular component: growth cone.